GGUCAAUAGAUUGAUAAAUGAUCUGUUGCACCCCUGCUUUCAAAUUCUGCGCAGUUUUGUUUUCAUGUUAUGAAAUGUGUGUCUGCAAAGGGAUUUCUUCGUGUUGAUAAACACCCACAUUUCCUCAUCAGGGGAAACAGCGUUAUGAAUGGGAGAAAUGGUAUCCUGUGGUUUGACUAUCCCAGCGCUCUUUCAGCUGUGUUUGUUGUUUUUGGCACCAUACAUCAACGGCAGAACAUUGGAGAAUUGUCUCACGGACAAGUCAUGUCGAUCGGAAAGACCUCCCGUAGUCCUAAUUCCUGGAGACCUAGGGAAUCAGUUGGAGGCCAAGCUGGACAAGCCCAGCGUGGUUCACUACAUCUGCUACAAGAAGACUGAUGUCUAUUUCACAUUAUGGCUCAACCUGGAACUGCUGGUGCCGGUGGCCAUCGACUGCUGGAUCGAUAACAUAAGACUGAUUUACAACCGCACAACAAGGCAGACAGAAGCUCCUCCGGGGGUAGAUGUCAGGGUGCCUGGCUUUGGACAGACCUUUUCUCUGGAAUACCUUGACCCCAGCAAGCGUGACGUUGGUAUGUAUUUCGUCACCAUAGUGCAGUCGCUGGUAGAAUGGGGAUAUACAAGAGAUGACGAUGUUCGAGGGGCUCCGUAUGACUGGCGCAAGGCUCCAAAUGAGAACAAGGCCUACUUUUUGAGUCUGCAACAGAUGAUUGAAGAGAUGGCAGAGAAGGCUGGAGGUCCGGUUGUACUGAUUGCCCACAGCAUGGGGAACAUGUAUACCUUGUAUUUCCUAAACCAUCAGCCCCAGACCUGGAAGGAUCGCUACAUCAAGGCCUUUGUGUCCCUGGGUGCUCCUUGGGCUGGAGUGGCCAAAACCAUGAAAGUUGUGGCUUCUGGUGAUAAUAACCGUAUUCCAGUCAUCAGUUCACUAAAAAUCCGCUCACAGCAGCGCUCUGCAGUCUCAACCACAUGGCUGUUCCCAUACGCACAUUCCUGGCCCGCUGACCAGGUCCUGAUCCAAACACCCACCACCAACUACACCGUAAAGGACUACCAGCGCUUCUUCAAGGAUAUUGAUUUCGAAGACGGCUGGGAGAUGCGUCAAGACACUGCGCCACUGGUCAGUGCACUGGAGCCCCCUGGGGUGGCCAUACACUGUCUAUACGGCAGUGGAGUGCCCACAGCGGAGGGUUUCCUCUAUACCAACUUUCCUGAUACAGACCCCACACUGAUUAUUGGAGAUGGGGAUGGGACAGUCAACCUGCUUAGUGCCACCCAGUGCAAGCGUUGGAUAGGCCACCAGAAUCAGCCUGUCCAUAUGCUUGAGCUGGAAGGGAAUGAGCAUGUGGCCAUGUUGCUUAACUUUACCACGGUCGCCUACAUCAAGACUGUCCUUUUUGGCCCUUGAGCGACCAACUAGAUCUGAUCUUAAGAGUCACAAACAUGAAAAACUGUGAUAGUACAAAGAAGAUGAACGAUAGGCUUGUGGAUAGAUUAUGACGUCGGAGCCUGAAGAGGAAAUGUUUUACCCUAUUCCUGAUUUUUGUAUUUUAAAUUGUCCCCUGAGCAGAGUGUUUUUCCCCCCCCCAUAAUGUCUAUCCAAAUUUGACAGUUAAUUGAUCUUAUACGUAAUGAUUCAGUUUUCUAAGAUCUUUUCCAAUCCAUUUAACUCAGAUUACCAGAUUGUUUCCUGUUGUGCUAAACCAAAACACGUUGUGAUUUUAUAUACAGAUUUUACCAUAUUGUAUUUAAAGCAUUGGGGGCAUAGCUACAAUAAGUCAGUAAUAUUUGUACCAUUAACGUCAGUGAUUUUACUGUACACAUUAGCCAUGUGAACACAGAAAUAAUAACUUUAGUAUGAUUUUUUUUUUUCAGACUUUUUCUGCUGUUACAAACUGUUACAUUUUGUUUUGUUCCCCAGGUCACUGUAUGUAUAGCAUACCGGUUCAUAUUCUAUAUGUAUAACAUAAGAAAAUAAAUUACGGUAAUGCCAGUAAUUUUGUUCCUAAAACAUGUCAGCUAUUCUUAACAUUUUUUUUAACACUUCCAAUCUAAAUCAAACCAGGUUAUGAGAAUGUUAACUGUUUAAUAUGUGAUCCUCAGAAGUAGCAGUAUGUCCAGUAUUGAGCUGUGACUAAUGCAUAAAUUCAGGGCCUUUUGUCAAGGCUAGAUUGUUUACUGGGACAGCACAGGAAGAUGCUGUCCAAUCAGCUUGACUGUAACUGUGCCAUUGCUCUAUGGUUGGGCUUGACCAAAAUGUUAUUUCUGGAACUAUCAUGAUCUGUUUGUGUGCUGCCCUGUGACGAUUAAGUAAAAUGUGAUGUUGAA
Molecule: messenger RNA, 2328 nt
Organism: Salmo salar (Atlantic salmon)
Lineage: Eukaryota; Metazoa; Chordata; Actinopteri; Salmoniformes; Salmonidae
Product: lysosomal phospholipase A and acyltransferase
Biological process (GO): lipid metabolic process
Source: RefSeq, a predicted model, not a curated record